This is a messenger RNA of Sciurus carolinensis (gray squirrel), 5567 nucleotides long. It is a transcript of the gene Stac, whose product is annotated as SH3 and cysteine rich domain. The transcript has 11 exons. Bases 144 to 1352 code for a protein of 402 amino acids. Gene Ontology annotation, cellular component: extrinsic component of cytoplasmic side of plasma membrane. The record is from RefSeq and is a predicted model, not a curated record. Lineage: Eukaryota; Metazoa; Chordata; Mammalia; Rodentia; Sciuridae. Gene Ontology annotation, molecular function: transmembrane transporter binding. Gene Ontology annotation, biological process: positive regulation of voltage-gated calcium channel activity; skeletal muscle contraction; positive regulation of protein localization to plasma membrane.
GAGGGCAAGUCGGCGGCUGGGCGAGGAUGGGAGUCCCGGGGACCCGGAGCUGAGCGACCGAGCGCCCGGCGGGCAGGGCGCGCCGGAGGAAGGCGAGCCUCGCUGUUCCUCCGGGAGCCCAACACCGUUCCCGCCUGGCCACGAUGAUCCCUCCGAGCGGCGCCCGCGAGGACGGCGUAGAUGGGCUGCCCAAAAAGGCGGCGAGCGCCGAGCAGCCGCCCUCUCCUGCAUCCACCAGCAGCCAGGAAUCCAAGCUCCAGAAACUAAAACGAUCACUUUCUUUCAAGACCAAGAGUUUACGGAGCAAAAGUGCUGACAACUUCUUCCAGCGAACCAACAGCGAUGCGAAGCUGCAAGCGGACAUGCAGGCUGAGGUCAGCCCCAGCUCCAGCCCUCUGCCGGCUCCCGGAAGCCUCACGUCCACGCCCACCAGGGCGGGCCUGCACCCAGGCAGCGGCAAGGCCCAUGCCUUUCAGGAACACAUUUUCAAGAAGCCCACUUUCUGUGACGUCUGCAACCACAUGAUCGUGGGAACAAACGCUAAGCACGGACUGCGCUGCAAAGCCUGUAAGAUGAGCAUCCACCACAGGUGCACAGAUGGCCUAGCGCCCCAGCGGUGCAUGGGCAAGCUGCCAAAGGGGUUUCGGCGUUACUACAGCUCCCCCUUGCUCAUACAUGAACAGUUUGGAUGCAUUAAAGAAGUUAUGCCCAUUGCCUGUGGCAAUAAGGUGGACCCUGUCUACGAGACCCUUCGCUUUGGCACUUCCCUGGCCCAGAGAACGAAGAAGGGCAGUUCUGGCAGUGGCUCUGAUUCACCGCACAGGACCUCUACUUCAGAUCUCGUGGAGGUUCCUGAAGAAACAGAUGGGCCAGGAGAUGGGUAUGACCUAAGGAAACGCAGCAACAGCGUGUUUACGUAUCCAGAAAAUGGCACUGACGAUUUCAAAGACCAAGCAAAGAACAUAAACCACCAGGGACCUCCUUCCAAAGACCCAUUACAGAUGAACACCUACGUUGCCUUGUACAAAUUUGUACCACAGGAAAAUGAAGACUUGGAAAUGAGGCCAGGAGACAUGAUUACACUUCUAGAGGAUUCCAAUGAAGACUGGUGGAAAGGAAAAAUUCAGGACAGGAUCGGCUUCUUUCCAGCCAACUUUGUUCAGAGAGUACAGCAAAACGAGAAGAUUUUUAGAUGUGUUAGAACCUUCAUUGGGUGUAAGGAGCAGGGGCAGAUAACGCUGAAAGAGAAUCAGAUCUGUGUGACUUCUGAAGAAGAACAAGACGGCUUUAUCAGAGUGCUCAGUGGCAAGAAGAGAGGCCUCGUCCCCCUCGAUGUCCUGGAAAAUGUCUGAGUGCUGACCCCUCCUCCUAGUGCAGCAGGCCAGCUCUGCUGCAGUGCCGUCCGCUCAUCUCACUGUGUCCACCCAGAGGAGCUGCCGCACUGACCCGGCCCCCCAGGAAACAGGGAGACAAGACUGGAGGAUCUGAGACUGUGGAACAGCAGCCACACAGCAGAAGACCCGUCACACAGCACAUCCAGGCUGCUUGAGUGGGAAUGAGGCUGAGAAUCGGCCAGCAGAGCUGAGUGCACACCCGGGGGACAGCAGGGCUGUACACCUCAGCUGUCCCAGGACUCAGCUCCUUCCCUGCCCAUGUGGUGUAAGUCAACCCACUGGAGGGUGAUCCAGUCUGCGGUGUGGCCCCAGUGCGAGGUUAAGUUCUGUGUAGUCAAGUGUUAUUCUGGUUCCAGACCUUUGUCCCCAGUACUGCCCAAUCGGCAUCAUCACACUUCAGACUCCAAGCAGUUAGUCUCUCUGCGGGGACCCCAGAAGGCCUGCUUCCCAGCUCCCAGGGUUCCGGCCCUGCCCACUUUGCAAUUGUGCUGUAGGGAUUAUUCUUUCUCCUCAGUCCUUGGGACAGUCCUGAUGAUGUGCAUUAGAUGUGAGGGCUGAGUUGACCUGGCACCAAUGGCAAAGAUCUGGGGGUCGUUUACAGGUAGUCCUUGCUGCUCUGGUUACCAAGAGAGGUGACAGAGCCAGAUCUGGGCAUGGAUGGAAGCAGUGAGGAGCGGUGGGGACGAGGAAGACAAAAUCCCUUAUUUAUUGAGUAUGAUACAGUCCUUUCAGUUAUGAAAUCCCUUCUCAAAAGAUAGGGAGCUGGCUGGAGAGAAUGUGGAAAAAAGCAUCCAUUUUCAUUUUAUAUCCUCUGAAUUGGGGACAGCAUGUCUCCCUCAUGAUAUCCUGUAAGACUCUAUUUUGGAGACUGAGCUCAUUUUGCAGGGAACCAGGAACAUGGAGGGUAACCAGUAACAGCCUCUUACAAGAAAUGUAGCCAGAGUGGAAUGCAUUGGAAUUGGAGUAUAUCAUACCCCAGCAGGUGUAAAAUGGAAAGGAAUCCUUCAUGCUUCAUCCCUCGGAAAGCAGAGGAAUUUGAGGCCUAUUUAGCAUCAUCGAGGGGACUCUAGGAUCUCUGUUACUCUGUACUUGUACUAAUGUUUACAAGAAUACAAUAUACUGUGAUGCCUUCCCCCUCAAGUCUCCUGCUAGCAUUCACACUUGCAUCCUAGUAGUCACUAACACAGUUAAACUGCAAUUCACCAUGACCUUGGAAUCAAUGUCAGUUUGAUUUAUUUUGUUACAGAGCAAUAAAAUCAUUAGAAUAAUUGGUUUUUAAAAGACUUAAGUGGAUGCAUCCUGUGCACGUAAGCAUUAUUUCUCAAACCAAAGCAUCAUUAGUCUCCAUUUAUUCCUUUUGCUACUACUCAGCAUGAAGUUGGGAACUGAGAUGGGGUGGCUGCUGGUUUCACAGUAGUUUGGAUGCCUUACUCUCAUUUUAAAAAGCCAGCAUCCAGAAUUUCCUCCCUCUCUGAAACAACAUGCAAACCCAGGUGGAUAGAGUCAUGAUGGAUGCUUUGAGAGUCCACACAGAUAACACGACUGCCUUUCUGUAAAAUUGCUAAGUAUCAACGCUCUUUGCCUCUAAUUGAAUUUUCCAUAUAAUAAAGACAACAUAGUGGCUGGAAGGAGCAUUAGAAAACAUGUUUCCUGAUCUCUUCUUUCUGAGCCACAUCCAGGGAAUAUUUUUUAGGACAAUGGUGUCCAAUUUGCAUUUUCAAAGCAUCAGUUUGCCUUUUCAAGUUGAAUGGAAGGAGACUGUAAGUAUCCAGCCUCCAAGGUGGUUCCCAGGAUACCUACCUCCUGAUGAUCUUCCUUUUGUGUAGUCCCUUUCCAGAUUGAAUCAGGGCUGGUCUCAUGUAGCCAAUGAAAUACAGUAUAGGUGAUGCUACGUGACUUCGGAAGUGAGGUCAAAACAAAAACAAAAACAAACAAACAAAAAAAAGAUUGUGACUUUUGCCUUGAUCUUCUGGAACACUCUCUGUCAAAACCCUGAGACACCAUGUAAGUUUACAAACCCUGAGGCCACUAUGCAAGAGAGACCCAGAGGAGACAGCACACAUUUCAAAAGCUAAGGUCCCGGACAUCAUAGAGUAGCUACGAAUCAUCCCUGUUGAGCCCUGCACAUACUACAGAGUUAUGAACAAGAUAAAUACAUGGGAUUUUUUAAAAAGUCACUAAGUUUUAGAGUUAUUUGUUAGAAACAGGGAGAGUGGAAUGAAUCUAACACAACUUUCCUAUGUACAUAUAUGAAUACACCACAGUGAUUCUCAACAUAAUGUACAUCCACAAGACUGGUAUUCUAAUUAGAAUAAGAUGUACUCCAUGUUUGUAUACAUAUGUCAACAUAGACUCUACUGUCAUGUAUAAAUAAAAAGAACAAAUAAAGAGUUUUUUAAAAAAAAAAAAAAGAGGUCAGUAGAACAAGGAUUUUGUAAUUUCAGUCAAAGACAUAAUGAGACCCCAAAUCUUUGCAAUCAUCAAGUAUUGGCAAGCAGUUAACUCUCCAAAUGUGGGAUGUCUAAGCGUUCCCUAAAGAUGGCCAUGGAUGGUUCUCACACACACAGAUUUUAGGAGUCAGAAUGUUUCCUCUUCCAGAAUGUUUCUGUGCAUCUACAGAAAUGAAAAGAACAAAGAUAGCUAUGACCUACCAGAGUCUUAAAGAGUUCCAAGACCCCAGAAGUGGUUGGAAUGGAGAUGAGGUGAGGACCCCAGGAGACAACCUCUGAGGAGAGGAUGCAGAAGGCGGGGAAAGAAUUUAAAGAAGAAAAAGUGGGUCUGGGGAUACUCUGCAGAGUGUGAAGGAGAGCCACGUGCCUCCUCUUCUCCUGCCCCUGUCUCCUGCCAAGGGAUGACACAUACCUAACUGUGUACCAGGGCAGCUAUGCCCUACAGUCACCACCAAUGUUGUAGGACUUCCUUCUAUCCUGGAAAAUUUGAAAUGAAAAUUAAUUGAACAUUCCUCAGUGUUCCAAAAGGUUCAGAAUAGAACUACCUUCACCCCAUCACUAGCAGAUAUCUAUGACACCCUAAUGUGGGUGGUAGGGCUGCAAAGAAAGCCCAUGUUUAGAUUCCACAUGGCUACCAGUAGGGCUGAUUUCACAGACCACUCUUCCUUCUCAACUACACACCAAAUGCAUGCACACACACUCCCCCCACCCCCUCUCUGUCAUCAAGAGGAAGAAUCCAAAAUUUGGGUUACAUAUUUAAAGCUACCAGUGGAAUGGUACAUGCUAGGAGCUUACUUGAGUUUGACUUUUUGUUAUUAAAGGGAAAACUAUUGAUGGGAAGAUCAUACUUGCAGAUAACCUGGUACAAAAAAAAGAAAAGAAAACCACCCCUGAUGUCCAAAAGUUGGUCCAGGUGACUAGCUGCUUUAAAUAAAAGAGAGGAAGAAAAUCUACUGGCCUGCCCCUGACUACAGUACCUCCAGGCAGGCCCAGGCAAAGAAACAUCUGUAAAUUAUGUGCUCUGACAGAAGUUUUUAUUUUAAUUACCUGACUUUGUUACUCAGAAUUUCUCAGAGCCUUUCAUUUGCUAAGUCUCAAGAUGAAUAUCCAAAAAGGGGAUUCAGAAUCAUGGAGCACUACUUAGCCUCUUCUAGAACAACGUUCCAGGAAAUGUAGUUGGGAAAACUCUGCAGUAGAGAGUCCUCAUAUUAUGUAGAAUCAUGUAAUGAUCUCAAGGUUCCUAUUAGCCUCUCUCUUCCUACAUCUCAGUGGGAUACUUAGGAAGUACUGAAAAGGACAAAUGCAUAAAUCAUACUGAUAAUUAAGCCUAAAAGAAAAUCUAUUUUGGAACCUGAGAUUAUAGGGGAGUAGGAGAAAGUGGGACUCUAUGUAUUCCAGAGGUAGAAAACUCGGGAAGAAGAGUAGUUUUGCCAUGGUGUGAUAGCUUUAGCACAGGCUGACAGGCAGGGACUAGGCUGGUAUAGAUUUGGGAAUAAAAGAAAGUUCAGCAUUCCCUAAAAUAGCAUCCCCAGGAAACUAAGUGAGCAGGUGUGCUUCACAGAUUUACCACCAAACAAAAAAGCUUGAAAAUAACUUGGAUAGAAAAUCAAAACGAGUAAAUGACAUGCUAUAACCAUCACUGAGAUGUUUCUCAGGUGCCGUUCUGUGGUGUGUUUUGUUCAACACCUGGUGUUUUGACCCUUAGAAUGUGUUCUUUCUUAGC